Messenger RNA from Pelecanus crispus (Dalmatian pelican), 650 nucleotides. NCBI's taxonomy places the organism in Eukaryota, Metazoa, Chordata, Aves, Pelecaniformes, Pelecanidae. The record is from RefSeq and is a predicted model, not a curated record.
GAGAACAGCUCGCUGUGUUUCGCACCCAGAAUGGCCAAGCCUACGUGGUUGACGCUUACUGCCCUCACCUCGGGGCUAACCUCGCUGCCGGCAGGCGCGUCGUGGGCAAUUGCAUCAAAUGCCUGUUUCAUGGCUGGCAGUUUCAAGAAGAUGGGAAAUGCACCCGCAUCCCAUAUGCUGAAAAAGUGCCAGAUUUUGCAAGGGUCUGGACCUGGCCAUCCUACAAGAUGAAUGGGAUGCUGCUGGUCUGGUACCACUGCAAAGGGGUUGGUCUGACCUGGGCAGUGCCCGAGCAGCGAGAGAUCACCACCAAAGAGUGGGUGUUCCGUGGGCAGACAGAGCAUUUGGUUGACACACACAUCCAGGAAAUCCCUGAGAAUGCAGCCGACAUAGCUCACCUGGCUUUUCUCCAUGGACCAGCUAUUCUGGGAGGAUCUGAUCUGAGAUACACAAGGUCCAAGCUGUGGGAUUUUAUGAAGCAUGUCUGGAAGGCUGAGUGGCAGCCGGAGCCGGAGCCCAACAAGCAUUGCUCCCGGCUGCAGGUUCAACACACUGCAACCAUCUUUGGGAAGCACGUCUCCUUGAUGGAUUUGACAGUUUCAGCCAGGCAGGUAUGUCCCACGCUGGUGGCGACCAGCACCCAGAGCUGA